CUUCUGAUCAGUUAUAUCUCUUAAAAUCAGCAUUAAAAUUUAGUAAUGAAAUUUUUUUUCACCUUUCUAUUGUUUUUAUUUUCAGAUUCGAAUUUAGACUCAGGGGACAACAACAUCCAGGUGUUUGUAAGAAUAAGACCUCCGUGUCAAGAUGAACCUGGUAAUGCGAGAGUUGUUGAUGCAGACCCAAAUAAUGCCCAAGUCAUACUUAGACAGCAACCAAAGAGCAAGGUGUUUGCCUUUGACUAUGUGGCAGAUGUGGACUCGAGACAGGAAACAAUUUUUUCCAAACUUGGUAAAAAGGUGAUAGAGAACUGCAUUGCUGGAUACAAUGGUACCAUUUUUGCCUACGGCCAGACAGGUUCUGGUAAAACAUUUACCAUGAUGGGGCCUUCAGAAGAUGCUGAGAAUUUCCAGCAUGAACAACGAGGAGUGAUUCCACGAAGUUUUGAAUACAUGUAUAGCCUCAUUACUAGAGAAAAAGAAUUGCAUGGAGAAAAUAAGCAGUUUUUAUGCAAAUGUUCAUUCCUGGAGAAAAAAUACAAUGAACAAAUUUUAUGUUUGAAUCUUGCAAUGGACUUUAGAUUCUUUCAUAAUGAUAAAGCUAUCCAGCUAUUGCAGAACUUUGGUGGUUUAACUCAGGUAUUAAGUUCAAGUUGGAUGAAUAGGAAAGUUGCAUCGACCUCCAUGAACAGAGAAUCUUCUAGAAGUCACGCAGUGUUUACACUCCAAAUAGAGUCCAAGAUGUGUAAAGGUGGCAUGGACAAGGUUAUCACAUCAUCACUUAACUUGGUUGAUUUAGCUGGCAGUGAGAGACAAAAAGAUACUCUUGCUACAGGACUUAGACUUUAAAAAGCUGGCUCCAUUAACAGUUUGUCUAAUCUUGGUAAAGUUAUUAUGUGUCUUGUCAAUGUAUCCAGAGAUGGCAAGAAAAGAUUUAUACCAUAUCGUGACUCGAAAUUAACCUUCCUGCUCAGGGAUUCACUGGGAGGUAACUCGAAGACAAGUCUGAUUGCCUGUGUACAUUCAGGAUAUAAGUGUUAUGGGGAGACACUCUCUACAUUGCUGUUUGCCAAAAAUGCCAAGAUGAUCAAGAACAAAGCUGUGCUGAAUGAGAAUUCGCAUGGAAACCUACUGAAAUUACAAACCUUAGUUAAAGAGUUGACUGCUGAGUUAGAUUUAUAUAAAAGAGGCGUUCAACGUCCAAUCUCUACAGCUGAAGUGGAAGUUGAGAUGCCAGUACUAAAAGAAAUGUUUUUACAGGCAAUGAGACUUCGUCAGGUUGCUGAAACUGAGAAACAGGAUCUUCAUAUGGAAAUAGAAAAGUUACGAGAAUUAUGUGACAAGAAGGAUAAAGCGAUACAAACUAACAAAAUGAUCAUAAAGUUCAGGGACAACAAUAUCAAAAGAUUGAGUGAAAAGAUGAAAGGACAGGAGACCAGUUCUCAAGAGGAGGAGUUGUUAAAGGAGAUUGAAGUAUUGAGGUCACAAGUAGAGCACCAUCCUUUUGUCGCCAAACAUUCUCUAGAGGUUCAGAGAUUGAAGGCUACUAUCAAGUCUCUACGUGAAGACACAGGUGUCCUCGCUAAUAUUCAUGCAGAUGGUGAGAAGAUUCGUGAGCUAGAGGAGGAAUAUCAUAAAUUACUUGCAGAACAGGGUGAUAAACCAGAUACAACACCACAAAGAGCAGAUAUGACUUCGACAGCAACAAUAGAAAAGAUGAGGUCACAAAUGUCCGAAUUAGAGGGUCAGGUAGAAAAGUUAAAAGAAGAACUAUGUCAGUGUCAGCAAAAUGCGGAAAAGAAAGAGAAAUUGCAGGACAGUGAAAUUGAGUCUUUCAAGAAAACAGUAGCUGAGCUGGAGAUGAUAAUAUCUGCCAACAACAUGCGUACUAAACUUGAAAAAGCUGCAAUCAAUGAAAUGCACAGACAAACUGUCCUGACUAUUACAACGCCUAAGAAAGAAAGAUAUCAACUGCGUAACAGGACUGUAGUUGCAAGUUGUGAGACCCCAGACCUGGAUAUUUCAAUACCUUUCGAGGAACCUAAGCCCACGUCCCCAGUUCAAGAUGAGGGAAUUCUAGGGGAAGUGUUCCCAGAGGAGGUUGCUCAGCAAGCCCUGCUUGAGCAAAUAAAACAAUUACAGGAACAAAAUGGAAGUUUAGAAUGUAGGCUGGGAGAAUAUGACACUGACCGUGUGAAGAAUUUACAUGAAAUUACCGUCAUGAAGUCACAAAUACAGGGCACAGAAGAGUUAUUGGAGAAAGAACGUGAAAUGGUACACAGUUUAAGAGAGCAGUUGAUCCAGUUUGAGCCAAAAUUUCGAGCUGUCACUGAGGAUAUGGAAAAUGCUGUUGGAGAGUCCAGAGAUCUGAGAUUGUUACUGUCACAAGCUGAUAAACAGUUACGGGAAUAUAAAGAAAAAGUUAAACAGCAGGAGUUGGAGAAGAAUGCCUGUAUAGAAGAGAUAGAAUCAAAGUAUAGAGUUAUUGAGGUAACCAUGGAGACAAUGGUAAAGGCCCAGGAGAAGAUACAAGAAGAAAAGGACAUGCUAGAGUGUUAUCUGGAAGUUGAAAAAGAAUCAAAAGAGUUUCAUGAAGAUUUAGCCCUCCAGUUUGAAGCGAAAAAUAUUGAACAAGACAAAAAGAUCAAGGAAUUAGAGCAUCAGAUUCAGAGUGCAGAACACAUCAUCAUGGAGGAGAAGGAUUUAAGAGAAUCACUGGUUAACCAACUCAGUUAUGAGGGCAAGGAAAAAGAUCGUGAAAUGUUGCAUCAGUUAGAUGAGAAUAAACUACUCAUGAUGGAAUACAAUUCGUUGAAGAACAUGCUUGAGGCCCAUGAAGAUUCUGCAGAUAAAUUGAGAAAGGCUCUGGAAGAAAAAGACGCGUGUAUAGUGAAUCAUGAGAAAAAUAUAAAGGCAUUGGAGGACAAAGUUCUUCACUACUAUAAGACUAUGGAAGAUCAAAAUGAUAAAAUAUCGGAAUUAAAGGAAAACUUGCAGAAUGUUGAAGAACAGAUAGUAUUUUACAUGGAGAAAGAAACAUCUACCAAUGAGAAGAUAGAAAACUUGGAAGAACAAAUCAAAGCAAAAGAGGAGGAGAUUGAAACAGAGAGGAAAAAUCAUACAUUUAAGGUAGAGAUGUUGAACGAGGAUUUAAAAUCGUACCAGGAGAACAUUGAAGAACUACAACUCGAGUACGAGCGUAGUCAACAGCAAUUAAACCUCAGUGAAACCAACGUGAAAAACCUGGAAACUAAAAUAAACACACUAACUGAAACGCUGAAGUCAAAAGAAGAAGCAACUGAAAAGUUGAGUAGCAAGUCAAUGGAACUUGAAGAAUUAACACAACAGCUCAGUCUACUAGAAAGUGCUAGACAACAAAGAACCAUUGAGAACAUUGAAAUAUCCAAUGAAAACAAAGGACUUAAGGUUAAAAUUGAGGAAAUAGAAAAACAGAACAAUGCAACAUGUACAGAAUUGGAAUUCUUGAAAACCGAGUACCAGUCUAUGAAAGAAAA
Molecule: messenger RNA, 3518 nt
Organism: Ruditapes philippinarum (Manila clam)
Lineage: Eukaryota; Metazoa; Mollusca; Bivalvia; Venerida; Veneridae
Product: kinesin-like protein KIF15
Biological process (GO): microtubule-based movement
Molecular function (GO): microtubule binding; ATP binding; microtubule motor activity
Source: RefSeq, a predicted model, not a curated record